Messenger RNA from Lineus longissimus, 8849 nucleotides. RefSeq lists its product as uncharacterized. Gene Ontology annotation, cellular component: plasma membrane. The record is from RefSeq and is a predicted model, not a curated record. The coding region runs from base 479 to 3379 and encodes 966 amino acids. Gene Ontology annotation, molecular function: ligand-gated sodium channel activity. The transcript has 10 exons. Gene Ontology annotation, biological process: sodium ion transmembrane transport. NCBI's taxonomy places the organism in Eukaryota, Metazoa, Nemertea, Pilidiophora, Heteronemertea, Lineidae.
UGGGAAGUUGGGUUCAGGCCCAGAGUACACCGUAAAAUCAAGAAUUUGUACAAAACUGCAUAGUUAUGCGUAGUGUAAUGUACCAUCAAUGGAUUAUUGGUUAUUUUUGAUUCUUUGAAGGACUAAAAAGACUUUGAUGGUACAAAGACACAAGGUCAACGCCUCUUGGCGUGCGCUUAACGCCGCGUUGGACCCCAGUUAAAACCUUUCAUGUUUAUGGAAUAUAAAGUGCCUAGUUUUUGCAUGAAUGUUUGAUUAAGAGCAUCUGUAUUUUAGCGGGAUAAUGUGAGUAGAACAAAUAGACAGCUUGUGCUGGCACUUUUCAAAAUUCCAGCUUCGAUUGUUUGAAAUUGACAAAGGAAAUGACUUUUUACCGCAAGGUGUCUGCAUUGAACAUUACUCGGUGAUUCUUCGGGGAUAGGAAAAAAUCUCGGAUAAUUGUGAGUGUGUGAUUCAGGAUUUCGUUCAAAUUUGCACAAUGGGUGAAAAAAUGAAGGAGUAUUUCGAAUGUGCGCCAAAUCAUGUGCACAAUAAUACGAAUAAUUCGUCCUCGGCUACGACUACCAAAUAUCGUGAAAGACCGAAACACCGAUCUUGGUGCGAUGUGUUCUACGAAUUCACGCAGAAUACGACCUUCCAUGGCAUACGUUACGUCACUGAGAGGCGAACGCUUAUUAUAAGAAGACUGCUGUGGCUUCUUCUUAUCUGCACCUGCUCUGGUAUCAUGGUCUUCCAAAUCGUUGAUCGAAUCAUUUUUUACUGCCGAUUCCCCGUGACGGUCAACGUCGAGAUAAACUUCAACAAAACCAUCCGCUUCCCUGCAGUCGCCAUUUGCAAUCAGAACGCUUUCAGGAUAACCGAGGCUGCCAGGUUAGGUUAUUUAAAUCUUCUAGAAGAGAUAUACAAUGAGAAACCAGACAAACAAGAAAAGUUAGAUAACUUGACAAGAAAUAACUAUUCUCAGGUGAAUUUCGAAGAUCUUUAUCUCCCUACCGCGCAUCUAAAGGAGGAUAUGAUAGUCAGAUGUUUUUGGGAUGGCUCUCCUUGCUCUCAUGAAAAUUUCACCAUGAUUUUGACAGAUCACGGUGUUUGUUACGCCUUCAACGGAGACCAGGCACAUCCUUUGUACAUAUCAGACACAGGUACGGAACAUGGUCUCCGUCUCACAGUAAAUGUAGAACAAUACGAGUACAUGCAUGGCCCGCACGACUCGGCGGGCCUGAAGGUCCUGCUCUACGACACGGACGAGGUGCCUCUGGUCUAUGAGCUGGGCCAAGCUGUAGCCACGGGAACACAUACUUUUAUAGGAGUCAAGGUGCUUGUGAUGAAAUAUCUUCCUGGUCCCCAUGGUAACUGCUCAGGGAGUAACGUCCUGGAGCAUUUCCCCGUCUAUUCAGAAACUGGAUGCAAACUAGAAUGUAUGAAGGAUUUCUAUGAGAAGCGGUGCGGCUGUCGCAUGUUCUAUAUGCCACAGAAAGAUGGCGUUCCCCCUGUGUGUAACCUGGGCCAGUACUUCUCUUGCGUCCUCAAUGCCAAAGACGAAUUCAAGGUCAAAUUUAAUUACAUAAUUAAUGAAGAUGGGACUGAUUUCGGUGCUGGUAUCGUUUCAGAGGAGUUUAAUCACCCGGGUAAGGAUAUAUGUAAAUGCCCGCUCCCGUGCAGUACAACCAUUUAUGAACCAAACUUUAGCUAUAGCGCGACGUCGAAUUUCGAUGUCGACACAAUGCUGAAAAUCGUGGAUACAGAUGCACUGUUAGAACGUUACAUAAACGCAAGAGAUACGGCACACAAAGUUGAGGAUCGCUAUUUUGAAGUUGACUCUACUAUAAUCAACGCAGCAGCGACAACGGCAGACGACAUUGAGAAGAUGUUGUAUGUUGAGUUUAAGAGCUUGUUAGACGGUAACGUGGCGGCAUUGAAAGACAUCUUAGACAGUAUGGAUUACAUUUGUAAAAGGAAAGCCACCAUGUAUGCCUUCCAGGAAUUCGUUGUCCGGAAGAAUUUCCUCCGAGGCGUUAUGGCCAUGGACGAACGGACAUUCUCGCAGGUCUCACUCAACUAUUUUGAUUUCAUUUUCAAAUGCGAGCACCAGGUGCGCACAUUGUUGAAGACGAAUGACACUGCAACGAGAAACAUGAUUUACAGUCUGCUGAAAAUAGACAUUGACGCCCGUCGGCUACUCACUCAAAAUGCUUUACAAAACAUCACGGACGCCAAGGACGCUUACGCAAAUGGCGUUCCCAUUUUUGAGUACCAGUUCGUCGUUGAAGGGGUACAAAAAGAAAAGGAAGAGGGCAGAAUUAUCGUGCCUAAAGUUUUACUGCAUACCGCUGUGUCUCGCGAAAAUUCAUAUUCUUUAUAUUACCUGAACCGGACCUUCACGGAUUUACAAUCGCUCAUUUAUAUUUAUCAUAACCUCUCCUCCAUUCUAGAAGAUGCAUAUUUAGAAAACAGAUUCAAUGGCGGAUUAUUUAUGGAGCUGGCGGCGAAUUUCACACUUCUCUCGAAGAUGUUCUUCGGCUCGCGGAGUAAUACGUUAGCGGAAGUGAUCGAAUUUCCUGUGGAGCAGAUGCAAGAGCGAAUCGAGCAUUUCCGGAAGUUGACAGAAGAUUUUAACAAAAUAUAUUUUGAUAUGAAGUUGAACCUAGAGAGCUUAGUCAAUAAAUGCCGUGACAUCCGGGACACUGUGUGGCCAAAAUAUUCAUCUGCUUUGAAGCAAGCGCGUGAUUACCUUAACAACCAAACAACUGGCAAAACGCCAAUUGCAAAGGUGCUUAUUAAUACUGACGUCAAAAAUCAUAUAACGCAAUUAGAUUUAUUCUUUAAUGAAGUAAGAACGCGAAGUCAGACGCUUUACGACAAUUGGAGUAAAUUCAAACAUGCGACAUUCAGAAUUUGGAAGACAAUUUUAGAUGACGUGGACUCGAAACCCUAUUACGAGUACGCCAACACGUCGUGGGGGGUCCUCAGCUACACAAAUGUCACAAAUGAGACAACGAAACUCUACGAGCACGUGCGAGAUCAUUAUGACUUGCGCACUGUGAUGGGGAACAGGGACAACAGCUUCUUCAGAGCCUUCGAGAAGAUGUCAGAUGAUUUCCAGGAAUACAUCAGUGCCAACAAAUUGGACACGAAUUUUUAUAAAGAAAACUUUUUACAGAUGGACGUUUUCUACCGGAAGCUUAGUUAUGAGCUAGUCGAGCAGCAGAAGGCGUAUGAUAUUUUUGCCUUAUUAUGUGAUAUCGGGGGCUCCAUGGGCCUGUUUGUUGGAGCUAGUGCCCUGACAGUGUUUGAAGUGAUCGAUGUCUUUGCCUACCACUUGUGCAAAAAGGCAGCGCCCAAAAAAGAAUCCAAGAAGAAGAAAAACCUGAACAGAUAGCAAAUAACGGAUGUCCCUGUUGCCGAGAAGACUACUGCUGUACCUCCAGAAUCCUCUUGCGAGGAGACGCUGUUAUAACACUACGUACGACUUCGUAUAUUUGCAGAGACUGUUGUAACACAACGCCUUCAUGUUUUGCUGACGCAUGUCCUCUUCCAAACAUGUCCCCUUCCAGUUGUUCAUCUAAGCAUUAGGUGUAUCUGAUGGACCGGGCCACGCCCCGGUGUAACGUUUUUUGGGUGUGUCUAUUUUUGAGCGUUUCCUCAUUGUUUGCGAACGCUGAGAGUUAGAUUGACACGUUACUUAGUAUUUUCUGUGUUUCACCUUGAAAAAUCAUGGUCUCUCUUAUUGUCCAUGUUCAGAAACACUGAAAUAUGGGGAACUACCACCGAUGUUACACCGUUUACAGUAGGUCUCCGUCGAUAUCUCCCUAAACUUGUACGUCUGUGUCCAUGCACGCACUUGUCGCACUUGCCGCGUAUAGUUUGCUCAGGAUUGUUUUAGAUGCACGUCAUACAUUGCAAAUAUUACUGCAAGUUUUACCUUGAGAGGAUUUCAUUGCUCCAGAAAUGUCUGGUGGUGAAGUUAUGUAACUAGAACUUUAACUACACGUACACAGUUUGAAGAUGAUCGAGUAAAUACGAGUCGUCGAAUUUGACAUCGAGCGGAAGUUUUUUAUUCCUGAACUGUGAAGACUAGCGUAGGCAAGGAAACAAAUUUGGAAAAAUAUAUCAUUAAUGAAAUUAUCAGUCAUGCAUUACAAUGUUCAUAAGACGUUCAGUAGGUACAGCAAGGCAAUGGGACAUCCACACUUGAUACGGUUCUUGUUCAGGUCAAUUUUGGCAGGUGUUUUUCCAGGUAUAUGAUGCUGAUGUUAUUUCAAAAGUGUAUUCAGGAGAUAGAGACAGAUUGAAAUCCAUGCCAGCAGAUGGCAUUUUAAAUCAACCGAGACACCAGCGAGAUGAAUCAAAACCUCCCAAAUUUCUGUGCAGAAAUAUUGCCUCACGAAACGCAUAUGGCAUUUACCAAAAGUCGUUCUCAGGACAGACAUGUAUCUUUCAAUCUGCUUGGAGAAUGAGUCAGUGACUGAACAUGUUUUGAUCAGACUGGCUCAGACAUGUCGCAUCAGGGUGAAAGACCAGAAAUCGUUUGAAAAUUAAGCCAAAUGGAGUUUAUCAUUUUCUAAAGAAUUUAAACUAUCUUCAGUAAGAUUAGAUUCGUACCUGUAAGCAGCACGCUUAUCUCCUGAUUCACUUCUGUGAUUAACGUCAAGUCAUCUCGCACAUCCAACAUGUAUAUACAUAUGUAAAUACUCAAAUGAUAUCGCAUUAUGCAAUGAUAGGGAUAAUGACAAGUUUGUUAUUUUGUCAGAUGGUGACCAUUUCUUUGGUGUGACAUGUUACCAAGGGGAUGUAAUCAUAAUGACCACGGCAACGUAUCGUUCCAUGUUACCAUGGGAAUUUUAUCAUGGUGGCUUUAGUUUAAUGUUACCAAUGGCAAGGUAUUAGGGUGACAUUGGCAACAUAUCGUUUAAAGUUACCAAUUGGUCACUGUGUAGCGGUCGAAGUACAUUGUAGUUUACAUUUUUAGUGAAAAAUAGUUAUAUUUCUAUGCUGUUGUAAGAAUUAAGAUAUGUGAGUGUUAAAAUUGAAUCCACGUCCACAGUAGUUCCUUAUUUUCGCUGCCGAGGAUCGGGACAAGACUGGACGAGAGGUGUUACAGAUAAACUGUGAUCUUUUUAUGAUUCUCAUUAUAAGUUGUCGUCUAUUCUUGAUGCAAUUUUUUCAUUUUCAAGUUGGAAAAAGCACCAUAUUUUAAUCAUGUUGGUUUGCAAAGCCAUGCUUCAUGUUACCUUUUAUUUUCCAAUUACCAUUUAGUUAAACACAACUCCUGUAAAAGGCAAGCGAGAGUAUGCAUGUAUUACAUAAACAAACUGUAUGAUGUAGCUGUACGUGUCAAGUGACAACCCGCACCCGGAAUCAGUCCUUCAGUAGUUGUUACUCUGAGCAGGACCCGUUGGGACCGGAGACCGACACUGCAAAGACAGUGCGUUCGUAGGAGAUGUGGUUAAGAUGUCAAUAUCAAAAGCAAUGCAAAGUGCCUAUCAUUGUCCAACUCUGCUGCUUAUAAUAAUCUCUGCUGGUCUACCAAUCUGUCGUCUAAAGUAUAGCGAGCAAGGGUGAGUAAAGCGAGGGCGUCCGUCCGAACGACAAAAGGUCUUGUAUCAAACAGCAUGGGCAAUUUUCUGAGGUCGCCUUCGGGUUUAGUCGCUCGUGUGCAAUGCAAUUUAGAAGCAAUUAAAUAUUUUCUAAAAUAUCCGCCGGACUCCGUUACACCAACGAUGGGAGGUUAGGGACAGAGUACUUCCGUUGGUUCAGAAUGAAUCCUGGCGGAUGUUUAGGAAUACAUUUGUAGGUUUGAAUUGUCUGUCCAUUCAGUCUUCGUGUAAAUAUCGUUAUUCAUUUCUUUAACAUGACCAUGACAUUGUACAAAGUAUAGUUUAUAAGUGCUUGCUGAUAAUGUAAGCUUCCUUUCUGUUGCUGUAUAUCGUUGUUCAUGUUGCACAAAUGUAUCGACGCCGUGGGUUGAUUUCUACUUGUUUGAACCAGUGAAAGAGUACAUUGUACGCCGUUCGCGCAAAUUCUUCUGUAUGGGCCAGAAAAAAACGAAAUAAAGAUUGCCGCUGCACAGUAACCAGCUGACAUGUCAACGUGAUCAGACAAUAGAUUUUCACUAUAUCGGUGUUAACCACAACAAUGUUGAAAGUUAAUAUUGAUAUGUGUUUUUGCAUAAUUGCAGAACCUAAAAUUCGAUUAUAGAAAAGGAAGAGCUCCAUAACGACAUGCAAGGCUUUAAAACUCGUUGCCCCUUCCUUCCGACUAUAAUGGUCUCCCGAGAAAGCCCCAUUCGUCAUAGUGUAUAUCUUCCAGGGGAGGCAUGGGGACAAUGUCAAUUCGUCCGGAGUGUAUAACGGCACCUUGACCCCUGCGACUGUUACAUUAAUGCAUUAUCAUACAGAAAAUGUCUUGUUAUAUUGUCAUACAAGUCUCUUAUUCAUAGCUCGUCGUCAUUGGAUCAUCAUCAUCAUCAUCAUUAUCAACAACAACAUCAUCAUCAUCAUCGUCAUCAUCAUGUCAUCAUCGCCAUCUUUAUUUUCAUCAUCGUCAUCAUCGUCAUCAUCGUCAUCAUCACGUAAUCGUCAUCGUCGUCAUCUUCAUCAUCGUCAUCAUAGUCAUCGCCAUCGCCAUCGCCAUCGCCAUCGCCAUCGCCAACGCCAUCGCAAUCUUCAUCAUCGCUAUCGCUAUCGUCAUCAUUAUCAUAGUUAUCGCCAUCCUAUCGUCAUCAUUGUCAUCAUCAUACUUACCAUCAUCAUCAUAAGUCAUGGGCAUAAGCAAUCACCAAAUUCAUCACUAGGCAGAGACAUCGUCAUAUACUACCAUUUAUUCACGUCCGUUUCUCAUUAUCAUCAAGGAUAACAUAAAGACGAAUGAACAUCAGAAAUGCAUAUAGUGUUAGAAUUGACAUUCUGGCAACUUUCGAGGGUUGCUUUUGGUCAGUAGAAUAUCUCUUGUUUUCAUACUGUCUAUGAUAUUUGAGCUACAGCGUGAGGAGGAUUGCAUCUCGAGGAGUACCGAUGUACAGCGUGUAUGCCAAAUAUCGAAAUCUGCAUAGUUUCCAUUCUAACAUUGAUUUUAUGUAUAUCGCUCAGGAUCAUUUCAUCUCAUAAAUGUGACGAAAAUGAUACUGACAUUAUAUAUAUCUCAUCAGUAACGAUUGCAACCAACUUCAUCAGCAUAAUCAACAUCAUCUGCAUUGGCAUAAUCAUCAUCAUCAUUCAUCAUGUGCAUAUCGCUCCGAGAAUCAUUUUCGAAGUACGGUCACGUUAAUCCAUGCCACGCAGUUUAAGUUGCUAACGAUAGUACCUCAAUGCCAGAAGGCAGACUGCUGUGGUGCCGUUACGGCUGUGGCCUGUGUCAUUUUCAUGGAAACAACUACCAAAUCAAACAGACGGAAUAUUCUCAUCCUUUUCCAAACAUGUCCCCUUCCUCUUACCACUCGGCGCAUUACCUUCAUUCCGUACCGUUGCAAGCCACAUUCAUUCAAUAUUGAAAUUUGUAUUCAGCGUGUCUUGAACAAUCUCAAAUUCACUUUACAUAGGCAUAGGUAUACGGCGUAAGCAUUUGAAGAAAGCCGAAGGCCCCGCUUUGUGAAAUGUGGUUAUGGACAUAAUACAUGUUUCAUGUGUAUCACUGUAUCGUCAUUACAUGAAUAUACCUACCAUUUGCCAUUCGCCAAGCAUUUCAUACGUCUCUCAUCGUCAUUACCAUGCAACUACAUCAUCAGUUUUGGACUGCUCUCACAACGGUGGACUCGCAUAACGGUGUCAUCCGCGACAAGGGUUAUGCAGAGGUGACCAAGAGAACUUAGAAAGAAACGAAAAUGGGAGCAAAAACGCGAUUGGAACGAUUCGGAGUUGGUCAAAGCGGCCUCCUUUCCAUGCAUGUCCCCUUUUAUUGUUCAUUCUUGUGACAAUGCCAAGGCUCGCAUCUUUACUGUAGCGGUUACAAAAUGUGGUGUCCGUUACUGUGAUUUCGUGAAGGAGACGUCACGACUUCAUAAUUGGCUGCACUUUCUCAGUCGCUAUUCUAGUGCAACCUUGGCGGCUGUGCCUUGUGUGUGAUAUGGAUGUGGUACCUUCGUAAAAUUGUGUUUUCUUGUCACUCCAACUCGCACUUAGCCUUGCUAUGUAACUCAUUACAUGUUUUAUCAUUUUCUCUUUCUUUCUGACGUUUGACUGUAUUUAUUUCUAGAUGAGUCGUAGAAAGACUUCUCGCCUGCAAGUAGUCCGACGAAUCAAUCUAUUUCUGCUGCCGACUGACGGUUCUUCAUUGUUAUUCACUCUUGGCUGUACUUGUACUGUAAACUCGGCAGUGGGCCUUCACGACUCAAGGUACGAAUUAGGUCCUUUGCUAGUAACUAUAAUGUAGUCUAUAAAGUCGUGUUGGCACCUUGCCGAUUUUAUCUGCGGUCCAUAGAUUCAAAAUCCCAAUGGAUGGAUUACUAUUAAAGCACGAAAUAUUCAUAAAAAAUCUGCUGUUUUCCUCUUAAAUUUGUUCAGGUUUCCUGUCUUUGGCUUUCUCUACAAAACGUACAUGGUAUAUUGAAUCCUUUGCGCUGAUCUCGGAAGACUUUUAGUGCAAACUUUAGUUAGGAAAGCCUCGUUCUGGUUAAGAUGGCCUACUUAUCGACGAGAGUAGCUUUGCCGACAGUUUGUGGUUCGCGGCGCCAUUUUGGCAACUACUUGCGUGUAGGAAGUCUGGAUGAACGUCACAUUGUAUAUUCAUGUUUAGAUUAGGCUUGAUAUAGGGGUGUUUCUAUAAUAUAGGGACAGGUUUUUAUCUCUGUUGACAAGCAUGUAUAGAUGAGAGUGAUACUGUAAAGAAAUAAUUAAAAGAAAUAUUCAUGUAAA